AGAGUGUGCGUGGACGGCGUGGGCUUCUCCCUUCUCCAGAGCGCACACACGGAGCAUCAUCACGCGGCUCACAGCAACAGCUUCCUCCAUCCUCUUCCUCGCUGUCUCCGGGCUGCAGAGAGGGGCGCUUGCGGGAUUUACGGAGUACAUCAAGUGAGCUGGGAGUAGACUUCCUGGUUUGUCCUGAACACAGGAAGCCCCCAUCACCUUCAGAGGCCUCUCCCCUCCAUUGCUUCUUCUAAAUUGUCUUUAAAAUGGAGGACGGCUAUCAAAACCGGACUGCUUUCAUAAAAGGUGCCAAAGACAUUGCGAAAGAAGUCAAGCGGCAGGCCUCAAAGAAAGUCGGCCGCUCGGUGGAUCGGAUGAGUGACGAGUACAGCAGGAGGUCCUACAGCCGCUUUGAAGAGGACGAGGAUGAUGACUACCCUAUGCAGGGGAGCCAGGAUGGAGGCUACUACCGCAGCGACAGCCAGGCCGCCAACGACGAUGAGGGUGGCCACAGUGACUCCACCGAGGGCCACGACGAGGACGACGAGAUCUACGAGGGGGAGUACCAAGGAAUCCCCAGGGCCGAUUCUGGGAAAGGCGACCUGGCCGGAGGUCCUGGAUCAAUAACAGCCGGGGCUCAGCAGUUCAAAGAUGUCGGGGCGUCCGAGGCGGCAAGGCGGAAGGACCAGGAGGAGCUGGCUCAGCAGUACGAGACCAUCUUACAGGAAUGUGGCCACGGGAAGUUCCAGUGGAGCCUGUACUUCGUGCUGGGGCUGGCACUGAUGGCCGACGGCGUGGAAAUCUUCGUGGUGGGGUUUGUCCUCCCCAGUGCAGAGAAGGACAUGUGUCUGUCUGAGCCCAGCAAAAGCAUGCUUGGCCUCAUCGUGUAUUUUGGGAUGAUGGUUGGGGCUUUCCUCUGGGGGGCGAUGGCGGACCGGAUAGGCCGUCGGCAGUCCCUCAUCAUCUCUCUGUCCAUCAACAGCAUCUUCUCCUUCUUCUCGUCCUUCGUUCAGGGUUACAGCACUUUUCUGUUUUGCCGCCUCCUCUCAGGUGUUGGAAUUGGUGGUUCAAUCCCCAUCGUGUUCUCCUACUACUCUGAAUUUCUGUCCCAAGAGAAGCGCGGCGAGCACCUCAGCUGGCUCUGCAUGUUCUGGAUGAUUGGAGGAAUUUAUGCGUCCGCCAUGGCCUGGGCCAUCAUCCCACACUAUGGGUGGAGCUUCCAGAUGGGCUCAGCGUAUCAGUUCCACAGCUGGCGAGUGUUUGUGUUGGUCUGUGCGUUUCCUUCUGUUGCAGCCAUCGCUGCACUCAACGCCAUGCCUGAGAGCCCACGCUUCUACUUAGAGAAUGGGAAGCAUGAUGAAGGCUGGAUGAUUCUGAAGCAAGUUCAUGACACAAACAUGAGAGCCAAAGGAUACCCAGAGAAGGUGUUCACUGUCACCACAAUAAAGACUGUGAAGCAGGUUGAUGAGUUUGUGGACAUUGGCACAGACACCCCCGUCUGGCAGCGCUACAGACUGAAGAUCAUGAGUCUCUCCCAACAGAUACGGAACAACAUUCUUGCCUGCUUUAGCCCUGAAUACAAACGGACCACCUUUAUGCUCAUGGCUGUUUGGUUCAGCAUGUCUUUCAGCUACUACGGGCUGACAGUGUGGUUCCCUGACAUGAUCAAGUACAUCCAGAAGCAGGAAUAUGAAUCACGGACAAAGACCUUCACCAAGGAGCGAGUGGAGCAUGUCACUUUUAACUUCACUCUGGAAAACCAAGUCCAUCGCGAUGGAUACUAUUUUAAUGACAAGUUCCUCAGCCUGAAGAUGAAGUCCAUGGUGUUUGAAGACUCAGUGUUUGAGGAGUGCUACUUUGAGGACGUCACCUCCACACACACAUUCUUCAGGAACUGCACCUUCAUCGCCAGCUUGUUUUACAACACAGAUUUGUUCAAGUACAGGUUUAUCAACUGCAAGCUGAUCAACAGCACGUUCCUCCACAACAAAGAGGGCUGCAUGCUGGACUUCAGCGACGACUUCAACAACGCCUACAUGAUAUACUUUGUCAACUUCCUUGGCACACUAGCUGUGCUCCCCGGGAACAUUGUGUCUGCGCUUUUGAUGGACAAAAUCGGCCGUUUGAGGAUGCUGGCGGGAUCUAGCGUCAUAUCCUGCGUCAGCUGCUUCUUCUUGAUAUUCGGUAACAGCGAGUCGGGGAUGAUCGCCCUCUUGUGUCUGUUUGGUGGUAUCAGCAUCGCCUCGUGGAACGCCCUGGAUGUGAUAACGGUGGAGCUGUACCCCUCAGAUAAAAGGACCACAGCGUUCGGUUUCCUGAACGCCCUCUGCAAACUGGCAGCUGUUCUGGGCAUCAGCAUCUUCCAGUCGUUCGUGGGCAUCACUAAGGCCGUGCCCAUCUUAUUCGCCGGCGGAGCACUCGCCGCCGGCAGUUUCCUCGCGACAAAGCUGCCUGAGACGAGAGGCCAGGUGUUGCAGUGAGGCCGACGACCAGCAGCAGGCAGCAGAGUUCGGCCGGAGGGAGAGAGAGAGCGAAAGGCCUGAACAUCCCAGAGAGCUUCAGCGCUGCCCGUUCGUUUCACAGCAACAGCAGAGACUGCCUGCCCCCCUAUUGUGAGCCCAGAAUCCUUUGAAAUGUGGAUCGCAUCGUUCAAUGUCAGGUAUUAAAGAAGAGCCAACAUUUUUUAUUUUUUUUUUUUAGAAAACCUGCACAAAAUCUCAAUACCUGUGGCUUAUUUUCAGCUGCUCUGACAGGUAUUACAAAAGUCUAAUCCUACAAAGGUGGUUCAAUAUGUGUUUGUACUAAGAUGUGGUCACAGUGGAAUGGCAGAAAAAACUGAAAAGAAGAAGCAUUUGUUGGUGGAAAGAUGAAAUUGCAGCGUUCUUCUUUACUCGUGUGUCUUAAUCUCCAUGACUGGUUUACAGAGCUGUUACUUAUUUCGUUGUUGUCAAAGUAGUUCAGCUCAUCACUGCCAGACCCACUGGGAGCAGGUAUUACCCACAAAAACCCACUAAAACGUUUCAGUAAAGCUGACUUCCUCAGACAGACGGACAUGCAUUUCACAGGAUUCUUGGUUAGAUCCGGUUCCUCAGUGUCAAGCCGAUGUUUACCCUCCCUGUUGUGUAACAGUGUGUGGAUGUUCAUGGGUGAGAGGGAUGGAUUUGGGUCAAAUGUUUAUGUGUGAGAGGAGAACAUUGUGGUGUGCUUUUUGUCUGCAUUAGUUGUGUGUUUUAAGGGAGCCACUUGUGUUUGAGCUUUUGUGGAUGGAACAACUGCGAGGUUGAAAUGUUUGUUUUAGGUGAAAAUCAGGUUUUGGAGUUAGCUUCACAGAAAGGUUAAUGUACAUCGAUCUGAUUGACUGCUUGUUUCUAUGUAGGCAGAAUGUGUUUAUAUUUUGAUUUAUUGUAGUCAUAAAGAUUCAAUACAACUCUCUUUGUCAUCUUAUGUCCUCAGACUCAGGAGGAAAUCCCGGGCCUGAAUCAGGUCGAGUUAGUUUUACUCUGAAGUUGUUUUGUUUCUUAUUGUGUUCAUAAUUCCCCAAUUUGAUUUUUUUUGUCCUUGAGGUCAGUGAUUGAUUUGCAGAUAUCAAGACACACUGUGAUAUUAUAUUAAAAUGAUUACAAUUAGUUCUAAAACUGCAAAUAAAACUCUGCAUCUUUAAAUUCCAGUAAAACAGAACCCAAAAUCUAUUCAGGAUGACACUUACGAGCGCACCAGUCCAGGAUGUGCCGCUUCAAACGUCAUACUAUUCAACAGCUAGUACUGCUGCAGCUCUUUCUUUGGCAUGGAAAGCUGUUAGCUAAUGUUUGAGCACAUGGUGCAGAGCAUGCCACAUGACACAGACAGACAGACAACCGCAGCAGUUUCUACUUGGGAUCAGAUCAAGUCCUGCCUUAUCACCUUUUAACUUCAUUAAACCAAUGGGACCAACACUAAAAAAAACAGGCAGCAAAGCAUAUAAGGAAGGUAUGAGUUAAUUUUAAGGGCUCCUGUUCAGUCAUUCCUCACCGUACAAAUUUUUUGUUGAAAAAUAUUCGCUCACUCCACCGCUCUCCAACUUACAAAGCGGAUUGAACUUAUUGCUGAUUCUUGGCGUCGUUUGUCUUGACGUUUUACAUCAUCAUGUGUGCUGACAAUCAGUGAGUGUGAGAUUUUGACCUUAACACAUCCUCUAAAUUGUACACGUGUGUUUACUAGUAGCGUACUGUUAUUUUAUAGUUGCGGGCGGCAUGAAAUUAAAUCUGCAAAAGAACGAGGAGGUGAAUUUCUAAAAGAAUAAAUUAACAAGUAGGAGAAGGUUCUUAUUACGAAUAAAGAUAAUUACUUUCACAUAAUUGUUUACUACUACACAUAUUUUUUAAAGUAAAGAAAAAAAUGUAGUUCAUAAACUUGUUUUUAAAUUCCUCUAUUUUUUCUAUUUAUAGUUGUAUUAAUAUAUUAUAUUGAUAUAAAAGUACUCAACAGUAGCUUAUACUUUUUUUUUUUCCAUUAGCGAAGUGGACUUGCCCAAAAUCUAAAUGAUCUUUGAAACACAACAUAAGAAUACGUUUUAAAAGAUUAGGGCUUAAAGUAAAGGAAAUAACUGCACAAUAUAAACUUAUAAACACUACAGACUGUUUAUUUUUAAUGUCAUUCCAAAGUCAGACCGCUACUGACUUCUGUUAGCAUAGCUUAGCAUAGUAAAUGUGGUGCAAACAUAUUAGCACUGGAAGUGCAAGUCUGUCAGACGUUCAGUAACUUUAUAAAACUACAUUUAUUCUUUCACAUAUGGUCAAAAACUGUUGCUAGUUCAUGUGCAUCCAGCGUUAGCCAUGUAGCAUAGCUAGCUAAUACAGCAAGUUGUGAAAGCAGCAGAUAAAAAUGACAGGAGUUAUUUCUUAAAAAGUCAUUGAGGUUCUUCAUGCUCCAUGUAUUAAUUUUUUUUUAGCAUCUUUUGUACCUCCCAUAAAACCAGCUUUUUUGACAAACCUCAGUUAAAACAUUUUAUUUUAUUUUUUACAACUACAAUGCUAAGUGAAGCUAGCUGUUUAUUGAAUCGAAUACUGGAGCUUAUUUCAAUAGAAACUGACCGAAUGGAAAACAAAAUCACUAAACUUGGUGGUUCACACGUUUAGUUAGUUAGAUUUUUUCCAUCAGUAUAGAUUAUAAUGUCUUUGAAAAGGCCUUAAAUGAAGCCGACUUCAGAGACAUGACCUGACUGAUUAAACGCAAGGCAACACCGUGACUAAAAUCCAGAGGUGGGGACCCGAGUCGCAUGACUUGGACUCGGCUCAUUGAAAUCAAGACAUGAGACUUGACUUGAAAAAAUGCAAAUAUUCCCAAAUCCAAAAUUUGACAGGUAGGGGUAUAUUUAAAGACAAUCUAUGCUGAGAAAAACACUAUUGACAACAAAGCAAGUGUUUACUGCAGCCAGUGUGUUGUACUGUUUUUACAGUUAUAACUCUUCAAAUAGCGGUGUGAUGGUCGUUGAAAUACCAUCUCCAAGUGAUAUAAUAUCUUAGUGGUAUAAUUUUGCUAGAAAACAAAUCAAAACCCAGGUAUCUUGCUAUCCUUCAGAAAUUGCUGUGAAAGUAAAAAAUUGUACAAUUGUAAGGACGUAACGCUGUGGGUGUUUCUGGAUGACACAUGGUCUAUCAUUUACAUUUAGCAUAAUUGGAACAUUAUUAAAAAAAAAACAAGCCAAAAAUUAAAAAACGACUUGAAAUUCCAAGCUCCCGACUUGAGGACAAAGACCCGAAACUUACUUAAAACUUACAAAGUAGUGACUUGGUGACACCUGUGCUAAAAUCCUUUUUCUUUUUUACCCGUCAGAUUUCUGUAUGCAGCCGAUCUUGACGCAUGUUUGUAUCGUAUUGUCUAAUCUCUUGGAUGUUCUGUAUGCCAGCUGUUUUUGUCUAAAGCAAGAGAAGCAGUGUUUUUGUUGUAUGAUGACAUAGGUAUGUUGCUUGCAAUGAUUGUUCUUUAUCAAACUGGGGUCAACGUUGGUUGAACUUAUGUGACAGUCAGUCGAUGGUAACUGUGCUCCUUGUACAGCUUGGACCCAAGUUACCUCAAGACACUCAUAUUGUUUAUUAAUAAAUAUCUGAGUAUGAUGCUGCUUGAAACACAUCAAUCUUGUCAGAUAUACAAGAUAGGGAAGGCCGGGAAGAGGCAAUAGUAACGGGGAGCCAAAAAUAUGCAUAAAUUAACAAAAAGUUAGACGUCACAUGAACCUACUUGUUUGAGUUUAUAAAAUAAAAGAGGACAGGUAAGCAAAAAGAAAGGCCAUGACUUAUUAAAAAGUUUUCCUGUUAAAGUUUAAGCUCCUGUCCAAAAUGUAACCAACUGUUGCUAUCUGUAAAAUCUAUACAUGUACAAAUGAAAAACUUAUUUCUGGUUUGAGUUUUAUGGCAGCAUAUAGACACCAGAAUUACUUGCCUUGAUUAUGGUGGUCUGUUAAAGGUGUUUUCAUGGCAUGAUAUUUGUCUGAUCAACUCAUAUGAACAUUCAAAUGGGUUCUGAAUGACUUGUUUACCGAAAAAAAGAAAAAAAAAGGAAUCAACCCAUCCCGGAACAACACUCAUUUGCAGAGAA
This is a messenger RNA of Poeciliopsis prolifica (blackstripe livebearer), 6561 nucleotides long. Its product is annotated as synaptic vesicle glycoprotein 2A-like. The record is from RefSeq and is a predicted model, not a curated record. NCBI's taxonomy places the organism in Eukaryota, Metazoa, Chordata, Actinopteri, Cyprinodontiformes, Poeciliidae. Bases 255 to 2468 code for a protein of 737 amino acids. The transcript is spliced from 13 exons. Gene Ontology annotation, cellular component: membrane. Gene Ontology annotation, biological process: transmembrane transport; chemical synaptic transmission. Gene Ontology annotation, molecular function: transmembrane transporter activity.